Molecule: messenger RNA, 6295 nt
Organism: Daphnia pulex (common water flea)
Lineage: Eukaryota; Metazoa; Arthropoda; Branchiopoda; Diplostraca; Daphniidae
Gene: Utx
Product: lysine-specific demethylase 6A-like
Exons: 16
Coding region: 1988-5110 (1040 amino acids)
Biological process (GO): regulation of gene expression
Cellular component (GO): MLL3/4 complex
Molecular function (GO): protein binding; RNA polymerase II cis-regulatory region sequence-specific DNA binding; histone H3K27me2/H3K27me3 demethylase activity
Source: RefSeq, a predicted model, not a curated record
GGUUGUUGUUUUCUCUCACUCAUUCCAAGCGUAAACCUUGUUUGUUUAUGACCCGUGGAAUACGAUUAACCUUACGUUUUUUUUUUCUUGUCUUCUUGAGCUAGAAAACAAAACUUGAAUCGGUCUAUUUUGUUUUUCUUAUCCUUCUUUGGAAGGAAACACAAAAAAUUCUGGCUUUUGUUCCACUUUGACUGUGGGCGUCUCCUCCCUUAUUCUCCGUGUGUGUGUGUGUGUAGAAGUAGGAGAGGAGCAGCAGGCAAGACAGCCAGGACAACGAACCCGAACGGACCCGUCUUAACACACACACACACACACAUAGAGGGAAAGAAAUAAAAAGAGAGCCCAUAGGCCCCAUAUUCCCAAUUUCCAGGCCGAGCUGAAGGCAUUCGACUCCCCUCUCUCUCUCUCUUCCACUUGGUGCGUUCAAUGGGCAUCUCUUUUGCUCCUACGCACACAGUUCGCCUACGGGCUUGGGCCUUUUUUUUUACCCUGAACAAAAAAAUCUUGUAUGCAAGUUCCCUGGACAAAAAGUAAUUUUCAAAAUAAAAAUACAACUAUCACGAGAAACUGCCCCCCUCGCCAACAGCCAAGAAACUUUCCUCCGCUUUAUCUUUCGGCUGGUAGAUUCAAGGAGGGCUGAACUUCACGGGGUUUCUGGCCAUCGCUCACCUGCCUCACGAUAUUUCCAAGUAUAAUUAGUUAACUCUGGAAGGAGCAAUAGACAAAACAGGGGGGUUGAAAAGGACCGUUUAAACAUUUUUCCCCCCUCGUCGUAUUAACUAUCUAAUCUUUAUAAUUCUUUUGUUUUGUUUUUUUCCUCUCUCUUCUUUGAGCCUCGUCCGUUCGUGAAACAUUCCUGCGUCUCUAUUUUCUCCUGUCGUCUUUGUGACGUCAUUCAAUCAACUUGACCGAUACCUCGUGGUCGUGAGGUGGUGGGCUGGACCUCACGGUCUGACAGUCAGUGCGUGUGUGUGUGUUAGUCUCUUAUCUCAUUCAGCGUUUCCCACCGAAUUCAUCCCGACCCUCGGGCGGCGUGUUUAAAAAAGCCUCCCAACCAACGGUUAGAACGAAAGAAUUUUCCUCUGUUAAGCCAAAACCCGAAGAAGUCAGCGGCCUCUUUUCUUUUCCUUCGAAUUCUUCUUCUUCUUGUGGGCGCCUCUUGCGUGAGAGAGCUGAAAUGAUUUGGAAGACCCCGUGUUACACAAGAAGCCGGCUUGUAUCAUUUUACGUGAUAACUCUACGGGAAAAAAAAAAAAUAACGCAAGUACACCCUGGCGUUAGUACACCCACCUUUUCUCGGGAAUGUUUGCGGUUUCUUUUCUUUUUUUCUGUUCUGGCGCGUUGUGCAACUUCCGACACGAGGGAACCGAAUCUCUGGUUCCAGGAGAUAGUUAGAGAAACAAAGAAACUGAUUAGAUUAAGCAUUUUCGGAGUAUUUAAAGCAUAAACGUAGUCGUCGUCGUCUUUUAGUCGUGAUCGUCACGUCCGAAGAGAAAUCAGUGAACGUUGUUCCUGCGUGGGAACAAGUCAAAAGGGGAUAGAGACGAUUUGAAGGAAAAAACACAAAGUGUUGAUUGCUGUGCGUUGACCAGUUUCUCUGUCGCCGUGCCGAUUACAAGUUCUCCUCUGCCGUCUAGCAGCAGGCUCCUAUAGGAUCAGUGGAAGAGAGAGAAAAAGGGCUAUCAAAGCGUUCCAGCAACUCCUGUACAUUGACCCGGUCUUUUGCCGAGCCAAUGAAGUACACUUGCGGCUAGGCUUGAUUUUCAAGGUGACCGGAGAGUUGGAGUCUUCGCUGAAGCAUUUCCAACUUACCUUGAUCGAUUCGGCUCCGUGUUCGCUCAGCCAACACGAAAUCCGAUUUCACAUCGCGCACCUGUACGAGGUCUCCAACCGGAUCAAAACAGCGAAAGAACAAUACGAACAGCUGCUGCUGGAAAAACAACUGCCCCCGCUGGUCCGAGCUGACAUCUACCGACAAUUGGGCUGGAUGCACCAUUGUGUCGAGUCGCUAGGAGAAAGGAAUCAACGCGAAUUGCAGGCCAUCCAGUAUUUGCAGCAGGCCAUCGAGGCGGAUCACAAAUCCGGGCAGAGCCUUUACUUGCUCGGUCGUUGCUACGCCUCCAUCGGCAAGGUUCACGAAGCCUUUCUGGCGUAUCGCAACUCGGUAGAUAAAACCGAAGGCAAUGCCGACACUUGGUGCUCGAUCGGAGUUCUUUAUCAGCAGCAGAACCAGCCUAUGGACGCAUUGCAAGCCUACAUAUGCGCUGUUCAACUAGAUAAAAAUCACUCUGCCGCUUGGACCAACUUAGGUAUUUUAUACGAGACUAGUAAUCAACCGCGAGACGGUCUAGCGUGCUACGUUAACGCUGCUCGAGGGAGUGCUAGCAAGAAUCACGGUAAAGCCGUGCACCCCAAUUUGCUGCAGAGGACAAAGUUCCUGCAGCAGCAGCUGGAGGGCGCUCCAACCCCUACGUCUUUCAACAAGCCUCGAUUAUUGCCUUCCAUUGAAGACGCCUGGAACUUGCCCAUCACCGCCGAGAUGAAUUCGAGGCAGCAGCAGAUGCAGCAGAGGGGAGCGGCCGGUCAGGGUGUAUUUCCUCGAGGGCCGGGAUUCGUCGAAGGGCCAUCCCAAACCAAACGCUUCAAAGUGGAGGUGCCAGUCGAAGGUGGUGUCGCCGGACCUCGGCCGCCGUUGCCUUCGUUCUACUUGACGUCGCAACAGCUCCAAAUGCUGCAGUACCUUCAGCAGAAUCAAAACAGUCUCACGCCGCAGCAGCAGCAGUUACUUUUGCAGCUGCAGAAUCAUUACCGAAUGAUGCAGCAACAUCAGCAGCAGUUGCGACUUCAACAGCAACAACAGCAACAACAGCAGCAAAUGAUACGAGCUGGGCAGCCAUUCUCUCCUAGGCCUCAAGGACCCUUUCCUAUUGGCGGAACAGCCUUACCCCAACAGCAACAACAAAAUUUCCCGCGAGCGGCCGUACCUCAAACGUCUUCAGCUCAAAUUCCUCAACAACAACAGCAGCAGCAGCAACAACAGCCUUACACGAAUAUGUCUUGCCCUCCAGCCCUCUCGUCUCCAUCCGGAGUAAGCGACCAAGAGUUGCAGGCUUUGUUGUCGCAAAAGGACAUCGCUGCUUCUUUGGCCGAAGAUCUUUUGAAGCAAUUCGCUCAAGAGGGCGAACUGGAUUUAGAGCAGCCACAGCCGGUCGUUGGGCCAUCUGCGACUUUACCACCGACUCAACCGGCCACUACCAACCUCGUCCACAACCCACCAUCCAAUAUACGCAUCGCAAAAGAACCGACGCCCGUCUUGGCCAUCGGUGGACCCAUGGGACGUUCCUCCUCGCCGCGUAAUCGUGGCGGCCUCAAAGGUCGUGGCUAUUCCAAGAUCAUGGAAGAUGCGUCAGAUACGGAAGAGGAGAAAUUCCAAUGCAACAGCAGUGACUCGAAUAGCAGCAGCAGCCAACUCAAAGAAGCCAACAUUAACAUGUCGGCUCGUGAAGUUUUGGAUUCUUGUCGCGGAGCCGUCGGUUUCCAGGGUUUGCGCCAUUUCCACAUUUUAUCAGUCAGCAUGCCUCCGCCUCAGCCGGCGGAACCUCCCGCCAUUCGGUUGACCCGCGAGCAACUCUUGCCUCCCACGCCGAGCGUCUACUUGGAGAGUAAAAAAGAUGCCUUCAGCAUCCAGCUGCAAGAAUUUUGCCUCAAGCAUCCCAUCGCCGUCGUGCGGGGCAUGGCGUCGGCCUUAAAAAUGGAUUUGGGAUUGUUCUCAACGAAAACUUUGGUGGAAGCCAAUGCCGACCAUCCAGUCGAGGUGAGAACGCAGUUGCAACAACCUCCAGAUGAGAACUGGGACCCGACAUUAAGUCGCCGCGGGUGGGCGUGUAUUUCUCAUCGAUCCAUCACAACGGUUGCCAAGUACGCUCAAUAUCAAGCCUCCACUUUCCAGGAGAGCCUCAAGGAGGAACACGAUAAGAUGACCAGCGGAGGACAUCCGGUUGGAGGUCACCGCCUAGAUUCCGACUCGGAUUCCAAGGACUCGAUCGGAACGUCGAACCGUGUCGGACUAGGUCUCAAGAAAGGCCGCGGCAAGCACGGCUACAAGACCAUCAAGUUUGGAACCAACGUCGAUUUGUCGGACGAGAGAAAGUGGCGGGCCCAGCUUCAGGAGCUCAUGAAAUUACCGGCCUUUGCACGCGUCGUCUCGGCCAGUAACAUGUUGACGCACGUCGGUCACGUUAUUUUGGGCAUGAACACUGUCCAGCUUUACAUGAAGGUGCCCGGGAGUCGGACGCCGGGUCACCAGGAGAACAACAAUUUCUGCUCCAUCAAUAUCAACAUUGGGCCGGGCGAUUGCGAAUGGUUCGGAGUGCCCGAUGCCUAUUGGGGAGCCAUUCACAAUCUCUGCGAAAAGAACAACAUCAGCUUCAGUCAUGGAUCCUGGUGGCCGAUGAUGGAAGACUUGCUGGAAGCCAAUAUUCCAGUCUAUAAAUUUCUGCAGCGACCAGGCGACGUUGUAUGGGUCAAUUCCGGCUGCAUUCAUUGGGUGCAAGCGAUUGGUUGGUGCAACAACAUAGCGUGGAACGUAGGACCAAUUACUGGCAGGCAGUAUCAGCUAGCUAUUGAUCGUUACGAGUGGAAUAAGCUGCAAAGCUUCAAAAGUAUCGUGCCUAUGAUCCAUUUAUCUUGGAACCUGGCGAGGAACAUUAAAGUGUCCGAUUCGAAACUUUUCGAACUUCUUCGGAACACCCUGAUGAAGACCCUACGUCACACCCAGUUGAUAACUCAAUUUGUGCGCUCCAAAGGAGUUCAGGUCCGUUUCCAUGGCCGGGGCAAGAACGAAGCCUCUCACUAUUGCGGUCAAUGCGAGGACGAAGUCUUCAACAUGCUCUUCAUCAAAGAGCAAGAGAAGAAGCACGUGGUCCAUUGUUUGCACUGCUCGCGCAGGCACAGUCCCAACUUGGAAGGGUUCGUCUGUUUGGAAGAGUAUCACCUUGAAGACCUGAUCGAAACCUAUGAUGCAUUCGUGUUGCAUCCGCUCAAUCCACAAAUACAGCAACCGCCGACGCCAGUGCCCUCGACAUCUGCGACUUCUUUGUUAUCGUGUUGAAAUAUGGAAAGAUCACCGAUAUAGACUAAAAUGUGUAAUUUUUAAUCGUUUUAAAUAUGUUUCAUAACUUGGGCGUCGAAAUCACUGCCACUCGACAGCAGGGACCCUUUUUUUUAUUAUUAUUUUUUAAAAUAUUCUUCUGACUUAAAUGAAUUUUGGUAGCACGUUCUUUCAUUGGCUCUGCCGCAAUCCUGAAGAAUUUAAAAAAAAGAAAAAAAUUGAUUUGCCCCUCCUUUUAUUUUGUGAUAGUUUUCGUCUUUUAUCCAGUUUUUUCUCUUUUUUUAACCGGAUUUGUAUGCUUAUUACCACACUAUAUUUCUACCGAGGCCUAAAUUGAUCAGUUGUAAAAAAUAUUUGGAAUGACUGCCCCUCUGUGUCUGUCGUCCCCACCCCCAUUGAAAAUGUGUGUGCGUGUUUGUGUGUUGAGAAUCAAUAGUGUUCGAGUGGGAGCCGCGUGUUUGCGGACAUCUUCCGCGUCAUUUUCUUUUUUGUAUUUCAAUUGAAGUUUCGUUUCUAGAUAAGGUCACACACAAAUGGAAUGGCUACCGUUCAGUGUAGUCGAAUCUAUUUCAAUGCCCUGUAUAAGGUCUACCGAAACGAAUUGAAUAAAGAUCUCCCAACAUGGAUGGCCCCCCCUUCCUCCCUGAUACUAUAUAGCCCGUGUCUUGUACCUCAACCGGGAGAAAAGACCCUGCGUGUGUUCAGAUGGCACUGCCAGCUCGCUGUGUGUAAUGAAAUUCUGUGUAAUUCUGAGACUCCCGUUCUUAUUUUUUCCCCCCUGUUUUCAAUGUGCCCGUUAUAGCCAAAAUGAUGUUGUGCACCAACUUCAAGAUACCAGGAACUAUCUUCAUUUAGCUCGUGGUGGUGUUCUCCUCAUCCACAAAAUGGGCCCACAGUCUGUUCAUAUGUUUCUGUCUAUGCAAAAGAUUGCUGUGCACGCGCAUUCCGUUCGAUGCUGGGCACGAUGUACAAGCACUUUUUCUCUCUCUCUCUCUCUCUCUCGUUACCAUAUAUUUACUAUUCCGUGUUGCAGUGGAACCGUUUGAUUGCUCAAUCUUACAGCCCCCAAGAGCGAGGAAUACUAAAAAAAAAAAAAUUGCCCAGUUGUUAAUCGUUGAGAUUAAUCUGACACAUUCCUCGUUGCUGUCUGCACUUGGACAAUACACUGCGUGUUCGAUUGGUAAA